This is a messenger RNA of Megalobrama amblycephala (Wuchang bream), 3518 nucleotides long. RefSeq names its product zinc finger protein 341 (gene znf341). The record is from RefSeq and is a predicted model, not a curated record. NCBI's taxonomy places the organism in Eukaryota, Metazoa, Chordata, Actinopteri, Cypriniformes, Xenocyprididae. The coding region runs from base 325 to 2739 and encodes 804 amino acids. The transcript has 16 exons.
UAUUUUAUGUUUUCAGUGAGAAUGCAUGCGCGCGAGAGAGACGAGCAGAGCAAAGAAACACAUUUUACACAGUUGUUUCGGUUCAUGUAAUUGUCACUGUGUUUGAAUAGUAAAAGAAUGAAUGUUUUUUAAAUAUAUAAAUAAUAAUAUUAGCGCAGGAUCGCGGUGGAUUUGAUGUCUUCACUUUAAUGUAGCUGAGCAGAGAGAUUGAUGUAGAGGAGGGAGGAAGAGCGAUUGGAACAACAGCCUCGUGCCGCGGAUCAUGGCGGAGGGAGAGAGACACGUCAGGGGAAAAGCCACAGAACAGCCUUACAUCUGCUCAGCAUGGACAAUCAGACGGUGCUCAAUGUCCAGUCACUGUUAGACGGUCAGGGUGGUGUUCUGGAUCCGGGCACACAAAACGUCUCAGGAACGACCAUCCAGCCAAUGGACGAUGACGACGUGUUUCUGUGUGGGAAAUGUAAGAAGCAGUUCAACUCUUUGCCGGCGUUCAUGACUCACAAGCGUGAACAGUGUCAGUCCAACACGCCGUCACUGGCCACCGUCUCUCUGGCCUCCAACAACGCCUACACCUCCGUACCGUCCAUCAGCACGGGAGCGCAGCUGCCCACCAACAGACAGGUGUCGUACAUCACUGUGCCGCAGUCUCCGCUCACACACACGCUGGUCCAGGGAAACGUGUUGGUCAGCGAUGAGGUUCUGAUGUCGGCGAUAUCAGCUUUCAGCUCUCUGGAUCAGCCAAUGGCAGCCAUGCAGGGAUCCACACAGAGCAAUCUCAGCAUGCAUGCGGGAACCUCGUACCUCCAGCACCAUCAGCAGCCUCCACAGCCCCUCCCUCAAACACAGGCCACGCCCCUUUCCUCACAGGUGCCCUCCAGUAACAGUAAUUCAGUGGUGCAGGUGUACAGCACACUGCCCUCUAUGGCCGGCGGCGGUACUGCAGAGGUGCCUGCACUGGGGCUGCAGUCGUUUCAGUCCAUUCAGGUCCCCAGUCAGUGUGUGGAGGGUCAGGUGUUCAGCGCCGCUCCGGUUUACAGCCCAGGAAAACAGACCGCCAAAAACAAGAGCUGCACCAUCAGCACAAACCUCUCCGAGCUGGGCGAAUAUGACAAGGUUAUCAUCCCUAAGAGAGCCAGAAGCUCCAAGAAAACACAGGAUGCAGGACAAACUAAAGGAAAAGCCCAGAAGCUCAAGUGCAAUUACUGUGACAAAGUGUUUACCAAGAACUUUGACCUCCAGCAGCAUAUUAGAAGUCACACGGGUGAAAAGCCGUUUCAGUGUAUCGUGUGCGGCCGUGCCUUCGCUCAGAAGUCUAAUGUGAAGAAACACAUGCAGACGCACAAGGUUUGGCCCGCUGGAGUUCACAGCACCGCCUCCAGGAUGCCCAUCACCGUCCGUGUGCUUCCUCUAAACAACCAUGAAAACUCACAGCAGACGGAGGAAGAGGAGCACGAGCAAGCCAUUGAAGAGCCGGACGCGGAGGUCCAGGAGACGCAGGGUCCGGCGGAGGGGAAGCAGAGCGACGGGACCAACCAGAACAAGCAGAUCAUCCUCAUCGACAGCUCGUACCAGUGCCAGUUCUGCUCGGCCAAAUUCAGCACCUACUUCCAGCUGAAGUCUCACAUGACCCAGCACAAAAACGAACAGGUGUACCGCUGUGUGGUGAAGAGCUGCUCUCAGACCUUCCAGAAGCUGGAUCAGUUUCUGGAGCACAUCCACACGCACCAGGAGCAGCUGACGUACCGCUGUCACCAGUGCAGUAAAGUCUUCCCGUCGCUCUUCGAGCUCGGCCUUCACCAGUACUCACACAGCUUCUGUCCGCAGCAGAACCAGCGCAAAGAGACCAACUACUACAGAUGUAUGAAGUGUCAGAGUAAAUAUUCCACACAGGAAGCUCUGGAGCAGCAUCUGCUGAACGCCACACACAACUACCCCUGUCCACACUGCAUGAAGGUGUUUCCGUGCGAGAGGUAUUUCCGGAGGCAUCUCUCCACUCACGGCGUCGGCGGCAAAUUCAAGUGUCAGAUCUGUAAAAAGUUCUUCAAAACUGAGCACUACCUCAAACUCCACACACAGAUCCACUCAGGAGAGAAACCGUACAAGUGCUCCGUCUGUGAGGCCACGUUCAACAGGAAGGACAAAGUAAAGAGGCACAUGCUGAUUCACGAACCCUUCAAGAAGUACAAGUGUCCCUUCAGGACUCAUGUGGGCUGCACCAAAGAGUUUAACAGGCCGGACAAACUCAAAGCUCAUAUUCUCUCUCAUUCAGGAAUUAAGCCAUACAAGUGUCAGUUCUGUCAGAAGUCGUUCAGUCGUCGAGCUCACAUGCUGGAACACCAGCGCUCACACACCGACAACUACCGCUUCCGCUGCUCCGCCUGCAACAAAGGCUUCACCCGCCAGAAAUACUACCGAGAUCACAAGUGUCCGCUGGCGGGGGGCGCGGCAGGAGACGUGCGGGCCGCUGACGGGACGCAGGGACGAGACAGCAGCGAGGGGGACGGAUCUCCUGCCGUGGAGCCUGACGAACGCGGAGAAACCGAAGAGGAGGGCGAGGAUAAUGAUGGCGAGACGCAGCAGGAUGGAAUGAUGGGAAUGGAUGGAGGAGAGAAGCAGAUGAGAGAAGAGGAGGAGGAGGAAGAAGAGAGGAAUGAUGAGACGAGACUGGAUCACAUGCAGGAAGAAGACCGAGCCGUCAGACUGCUCUCUGAACCCAUGUGCUUCCAGACGGUGGACUGAAGAAGAGUCAAGCUGCAGUGAACUUUCUACUUGUAUUUCCCAGAAUUCACACACUUGCGUCAUGUUGUUUACGAAUAGAGCGGUGCAGGGAUGAUGUAAAUUUGAUUUUGAAUUAAAUUUUGAACAACCCGGAUGUUCCCAUAACAAAAACCCAAUAGGAUUAUUCCAUGGGCUUUUGGAUUAUUGCAGAAGAUAAUAUCUGUGAUCAGCAAAAGUUUAUGAUACUUACACAUUUUGUCCAUCAAGAUCAUUUAAAGAAAUGAACACAACUAUUAUGAAUUUUGAUGCCUAAAUGCAGUUUAUAAACGAACUACACCACAGUCACAUGACUUCCUUGACACUUGUUAGAAACCGCCUUUUUCAAGACGCAUAACAGCUUAAAAAAAAAAUCACAAGUGGGUAUUACUGAUGUAUUUUAUGCUGUAGAAUAAAACCUGAAAGUAUCAUGAGCUUAUGUUAACCACAGACCUUAUUUCAGGCAUUUUAGGCAAAAACCCACUGACUCAUUUCCAGGUUUUGGCCUAUAAUAAUACAUCAUCCCUGCAGUGCUCUAUAGCGUUGACUUGCACAGUCAUCUUUAAAAGUAUAAAAGAUGUUUUCUAUCAUUGUCAAGGGGACAAAAAUCCCUGUUGCUGAUCUUAAAUAUUUGAUUUGUUUUAUAUUAAAACACUCUUGUAAGCUAAUUUAUUUUUUCUUGCAUUUGUUGAGAUGAACUCAGACUGUAAACUAAUCAAUACAGUUUCAAAUAAAAUACUGAGCUGAAUUUCUGCACGUUUUCA